Molecule: messenger RNA, 414 nt
Organism: Penicillium arizonense
Lineage: Eukaryota; Fungi; Ascomycota; Eurotiomycetes; Eurotiales; Aspergillaceae
Product: GFA family protein
Exons: 4
Coding region: 1-414 (137 amino acids)
Molecular function (GO): carbon-sulfur lyase activity
Source: RefSeq, a predicted model, not a curated record
AUGACCCUCACCGGAAGCUGCAUGUGCGGCGGCGUUACGUACGCUGCUGAAGUCGACAAAUACCUGUCCGCUCUUUGCCACUGCACCGAUUGCCAGAAGUGGACUGGCGGUGCCUUCACCUCCAACGCCGUUGUUCCCCGUACCAGCGUCAAAGUGACCAAGGGAACCACCAGCUCCUACGACGCCAUCGGCGCAAGCGGCAAAAUUAACAAGCACUUCUUCUGCCCCACCUGCGGCUCCAGCCUCUAUACCGAAAUCGAGAUCAUGCCCGAGAUGACCUGUAUCAAGGCCGGGACAUUGGAUGGCGGCGAGGCUAACCUUGGUGGCAAGAUUGAUAUCGAAUUCUAUGUUAAGGAUCGUCCUAGUUAUCUUGCUCCUGUUGCGGGUGCUAAGCAGGAGCAGACUUUUGGUUGA